UCUGCGGAUUUGAUCUCUUGAGAUGCGGAAAUGGUUCAAAGAGUUUGGUCAUAGAUGUUAACGGAUGGAGUUUUGUGAAGGGAAACGAGUCCUAUUUCGACAGGACAGCCGAUAUUCUCCUCGCCAUCUGCAAACGACUUAUGGCCUCUCCCCUUCGAGCGUCCACCAUAUCGGAACAAGCAAAUCCUCCUGAAGCUCCAUCAUGGAAGCUUAAGGCGAACGUUACUGUCUUACGACAUGCUGAUCGGACGCCAAAGCAGAAGUUAAAGUACAACUUCCCUAUCACCGAGCCGUGGGUGCAGCCAUUUGUGCGGCUACUCAACGGAGAAAAGGAGGAGGUCAUAUUACGAGAGAAGGAACAGCUUCAGACUAUCGCUACUGCGAUCGAGGAGGCUAGAUCUUUAGGCGCCGUUGGCGAGGAUCUUGGUAAACUAUCGGCACUAAAUAAUGCUCUAUUUAGAAAGAUCGAUCUCCCUGGCACUAAGGCUCAAUUGAAACCAGGGUAUAAGAAGGAUCGUGGUGCAGGCACCAAAAAGCUGGAAAAGCUGGUCCUAGUUCUAAAAUGGGGUGGCGAGUUCACCCACGCCGCUCUUUACCAAUCUAGGGAUCUAGGGGAAAACAUGAGAAGAGAUAUAUCUAUUAUGACGGAGAUCUUUGCCGCAGCUCUCUUGACGCCAUCCAGUACCCAGCAUGCAAGCUCUGUCGCUGCUCAGAACCAGCAGCCAGUGAUGAUAUCCAGUCCGAUCAACAUUGCUCCGUCAACCUCUGCGUCAUCGUCUAGGGAAUCAGGGAUCCUUGGCUCUCUGACGUCCUUUGCCAACUCAGUGGUUCACGGAUUACCAGCGACAUUCUCUACCUCUGUUCAGACAGAGGAGCCGACCCCACCCGUAUCUCGAACUUCCACUCCACUAUCUGUACCAGGAAAGGACACGGAGAAGAAAUCGACUGCAUUGGAGCUCAUAAUUCGAAAGGACUUGCUCGAUGACUCGAACGCUGCCAAAGACCUAAUGGAUGAGGUCAAGAAGCGCUUGAAGAUCCUAUUGCGGCCGGGCGAACCGGAAAGGAGACCCCAACUCACCUGGCCGAAGAAUCUCAAGAAAGAACCGGUUGAGGUUGUGGCGGUUUGUAUCUCACUUGAGUUGAUAGAAUUCAGCACUGACCCUCAAAGUAGGAAGUCAUCGAGCUCUUGUCUGGGUUUAGAGAAGGAACGCUGGGAAAAGUUGUUCGAAGACUUUUGUGACGUAAAGCAGGAAAAGUUUGACCCUUCAAGAGUAAGUCGCCUUGCUUCCUUUACGUUAUUCACAGCCCUAACGGCCUUCAAGAUAUCCGAGCUGUACGAUACUCUAAAGUAUUGCGCGUUACAUCAUCGAGGUUUCCUUUUUACCGUGUUCGGAGAGAAGCAAGAGUUCGAACCUGCUGACAAAGACAGUCCACCUCGACAGAGAAAGUUGCAUGAGCUGUAUUCGCGAGCAAAGGCGUUGUUCGACCUUGUCGCACCGCAGGAGUAUGUAGUGACCUUUAACAGGGAGGAAAUCGGUGUGCUCACAUCCCUUCCCCUCUUGCGCAAGAUUGUGGAAGAUUUGGAAGCCGCUCGAAACAGCGGCGACUGUUCACUGAACCUUUAUUUUACUAAGGAAUCUCAUAUCCAUACACUUCUCAAUCUUAUACUUUCAUCUGGACUACCAAUCGCAAAUCCCAAGAUCCCGGAACUGGACUAUUGCGUACGUCACAAUCCCAUCUGCGUCUGA
Molecule: messenger RNA, 1748 nt
Organism: Acaulospora colombiana
Lineage: Eukaryota; Fungi; Glomeromycota; Glomeromycetes; Diversisporales; Acaulosporaceae
Source: the annotation of a GenBank genome assembly